AUGGCGAAGAAGAAGCGCCCGUCCAAUCCCGGCGGCAGCGGGUCGAAGCGAAAGUUUUUCCGCGCCGAUGGCGACGCGAGCGGUCCCAGCCCGAGCGGUGUGACGGUGAAGAGCGCGUUCGAGACUGUCAGCCAUCGACGAAAAUUCGACAUUCUCGGUCGCAAGGUGAAGGGCGAGCGAGGUAACGUGCUGCAAGCGCGCACGGAGGCUAUUGAAAAACGUCGGCGCACGCUGCUCGUGGAACACGAAGCGAACGGCAAGGCGAACGCAUUCUUGGACCGACGAUUCGGUGAACACGACAGUGGCUUAAGCGUCGAAGAGAAAAAUAUUGGAAGAUUGGCCAAGGCGCGGUUGCGUCAGUAUAAGAAAUCCAAAGCCUUCGCCCUGAAUGAAGACGAUGACGACGACGGCUUUAAAACGCUCACGCAUUUGGGACAGCCGCUCGGGGAGAGAGAUUUAACCGCGAAACCGUCGCACGGGGACGAGGAAGACGAUGAAAAUCUAGACGACGAAAUCACGCGUAAUUUCCAUUUCGGUGGAGGCGAAUUUGAACCAACUUUGAAGCGAGGCGAUGGGGAGCACGAUGUGGAUGCGCCGGAACGCCGAAAGAGCAAAAAGGAUGUGAUGGAGGAACUCAUAGCCAAGAGUAAGUUCUACAAAGCUGAGAAGCAGAAGCAGCGAGAUGACGAUGGAGAUAUGUUGGAUAAGUUGGACUCCGAUUUUAAGGCGAUAAGUCAAGGUGGACUAUUGUCGAGCGCGUUGAGAAAAGCUGUCGGGCACAUGAAGCCGACCGCCGCGAAGGCUGCACAAACCAAGGCUCCCGAGCAGAAGGAUGAAUACGACACGUGGGCCCGAACUUUAGCGUUCGAAAGACGUGGUCAGGCGGGUGAUAGAGCAAAGACGCAGGAAGAAGUUGAGGCGCAAGCAAAGCUCGCGCUAGAGCAAGCCGAACGCAAGAGGUUGAAGCGCAUGCGCGACGUCGGCUCUGACGAUGAAAGUUCCGACGACGACGGCCCUCAGGGAGGAUACGCCGCUCGAAGGCGCAAGGUGAAAAAGGGUGACAUCGACGAAACAGACGACGCAUUACACGGCAAUAAUCGCAAGCAGCAUGAAGGAGGUGAAGAUUUGGACGAGAAUUUUCAGCUCGAAAGUGAUGACGAUGGAGAGAACGAGGACGAGGGUUCCGAAGAGGAUGUGUCGGACGACGAAUCUGAAUCAGAAGAUGACGACGCGCUCGAUGACGCAGCGCGUCUGCGCAAGUCACUCAAGUCUGAGCUAAAAAAUGUCGAUACAGAAUUAGAUCAAGGUAAGAAUCGACUUCGAAAGUUGGGUAUUCUUCAAGAUGGCGUCGAGGCUGAGGAUUCGGAGGACGAUGAGGACGACGACGAUGAGGAUGAAGACGACGACGAUGAGGGCAGCGACGAUUCUCAGGAAGUAGAAGAUGCACAUGCAGAUGUUUUGCGAGAGAUUGAAGACGAGGAAGACGUUGAAAAAGAAGAUGCGUCGAACACAGCGCGCAAAUCUUCCCAAAAGGAAGCGUCCACGGCGAAAGAGAAGAAGUUUUCUACGCCGACGAGAACGGACAUCCCCUUCACUUUCCCCAUGCCAGAGAGCGCCGAAGAUCUUAAUUCUAUAUUAGGUGAUCAUAACGCUGAAGAUGCGUUUACGAUCAUCACGCGAAUCCGGGCCUGCAACGCGCCCACGCUCGCGGCGGAGAAUAGAAAGCGAAUCCAGACUUUGCUCGGUCUUCUGUUACAACGGUUUGAGAUUUUAGCCGGUCAAGCGCCGUUGCCGGUAGAUCAUUUGGACGUUCUAUCGAAACACAUUGUAGACUUGAGUACACAAGUUCCAUUUUUCGCUGCAACCGCAGCCAAGGCCCGCGUAGAAAAGAUGAGCACUCGGCUUCGUCAGGCGCUGCGUGCCGGGGAGACGGGAUGGCCGCCUUCUCGUACGGUUCUGCUCCUUUCUUUAUUCGCCGCCAUCUUUCCUACGACGGAUAAGUCACACCCAGUUAUGACUUCGGCGACACUUUAUAUUGGAAACUUACUCGCGCAUUGCGCGAUCAGAUCAGUGAGAGAUGCAGCUUUGGCGGUCAUCCUUUCUACAAUGGCAAGCGUUUAUUCGACUGGCGCCGAAAGGAUAUUUCCUGAAGCCCUCACUCUCAUGAAUGCUUUGAUUCAUUGCGCAUCGCGAUCAAAGACCAAUUGGGCGGCGGGUUUGUCAACACACCUAGUCGAACAAGUUGGCGGACCCUGGUUAUCUUCAGCGCUUACGUCUGCGAUGGAACCCAUGACGUUGCCAGAAAUGUUGGAUGGCAUUUACGCCGAAAAACUCGAAGAGAAGAAGUUAUCGGCCGCAACACUAAGGGCUGCUCUUUCUUGCUUAAGGCAACUAUCUAAACCAGUGAUAAAGACUGCGUCAGCGUCUGAGAUUCUCUCACCUGUUCGUGAUUCCGUGAAGGCGCUUAGAAAAUCGUUGAAAAAGUCGAACGGUGGUUUAGCAGAGUUGUGCGACGAGCUCGUCAAGGAGUUAGACGACGCUCUCGUGGGCGCGGUCAAAACGCCUUUGGCGUACCACACCAAGACGGCGGAGGCAAUCAAAACGUUCAAUCCCAUGUACGAGGAAGACGGCUAUCAAAAAGGUCGGGACUACGAUCCGAAUCGCGAACGAGCCGAGGCAAGAAAGCUCAAGAAGCAAGUCAAACAAGAAACUCGCGGCGCCAUGCGCGAAUUGCGCAAGGACAAUCGAUUUAUGGCAGAUGCUCGUUCGAAGGAACAGUUCCAAGCCGCGGAAGAACGCGGGGCUCGCCAGAAAGACAUUUUAUCAUUCUUGGAAAAGCAAGAAGCCGAUUUCAAAUCUGGAGGACAAGGUGGCCAAAUUGUCAAGAACAAACGCCGCGUGUCGAAAGGCUCGAGACGAGCCUUCUAG
Ostreococcus lucimarinus CCE9901 is the source of this 2928-nucleotide messenger RNA. RefSeq lists its product with no specific name. The coding region runs from base 1 to 2928 and encodes 975 amino acids. The transcript has a single exon. Gene Ontology annotation, biological process: maturation of SSU-rRNA. The record is from RefSeq and is a predicted model, not a curated record. Gene Ontology annotation, cellular component: small-subunit processome; nucleolus; Noc4p-Nop14p complex. NCBI's taxonomy places the organism in Eukaryota, Viridiplantae, Chlorophyta, Mamiellophyceae, Mamiellales, Bathycoccaceae.